Bipolaris maydis ATCC 48331 is the source of this 973-nucleotide messenger RNA. The record is from RefSeq and is a predicted model, not a curated record. Lineage: Eukaryota; Fungi; Ascomycota; Dothideomycetes; Pleosporales; Pleosporaceae.
AUGCGUGGCUGCAUCACCCGAGUUCGAGUCGUCGGUUUGCAUGGCCUGUUCCCCGCCGACAGGGCCAAGGGCAAGGAUAGCGACAAGGACACUGAUACACGAACAACCCCUCUCCGGACCGAGGCUUUUAAGCUGACGCUCGACAGGACGCCGGGCAUGUGCAAGCCGUGUGCUAUCCAGGAAGCGUCGUGUCGACCGUCUUGGGCAUGCUGGCUACUGCAGUCGGAGAAAAAAAAGACGUCUUGCAUCCAUAUUUCCGAGCGAUCGGCGGGCCUCCACCCCUCCCUUAUCGAUGAAUCUAGUACAAGUAUUGGACAACAAACCAUGUGCCAUCUAGCCCCGGCCGGCCUUCAUGGCCAUCGGGCCAUGGCUACCGACAGGCAUGCAAGAAAGCACUAUACUUGGACCGCUACGCUGCGCAACACUCGUCAUCCGCUCCCCUCCGAGCCCACGCCGACGCUCUCUGUCUCUUCCGUCUGCCCCGCGCAAGGUUGGCCUGGGCCCGCCCAUCCCAACUGCUUCCCUUCCCUCCCUCCGAUCCAACCGGCGCCCUUGCCCGGCCCUGUCGCUUUCGGAACCUUUUGUCCUCUCCCCGACCCGCGCCAUGCACUGGCACUGCCACGGGCACUUGCCACCUAUGUGUCUGCGCCCUCAUCAUCUACUUACUCUACUCGCUAUCUUCACGUGCUUUUGCCCGAGCAUCCAGGCCGCUGUGCCCGCGCUGCUUCCCUUGCCCUUGCCCAUCAACGCCUCACCUUCCACAUCCACGGUCCCUCCCUGACUCGCCGCCUUCCAUGUACAUCUACUCACAUCCAUGCACAUCCACCCAAGCCCCUCGUCUUUCCUUCUUCACUUCACCACGCCCCCCUCCCCCCUUUGCUCGCGCCAUCCGCUCUCGGCCAUCCGAUGUAAAGAAUCGAUCCGCUCCCUUUUCAACAUGCCCGCACGUGCCGAUAAAGUUUAUACAUGACGG